AUGCUGCCAGCAGUUCUCCACGCCAUGAGUCGUAUCUGUACGGGACAGUUGUGGUCCACAGCGUGCUCUUUCAAGUACAACCACUUGUCGCGCAAGAUCAACCUGCAGCUCCCGACCCCCGAGGUGCGCUUCGAGAACCUGUCGUUCUCGGUGCAGGUGCCGGCCGAGGCCGGUGCAUACGGCACAGUGGGCUCGCAUCUGAGCUCCAUCUUCACGCCGUGGCAGAAGACUCCCAUGACCACUAAGCACGCGUUGCACCCGAUGAGCGGUAUCAUCAAACCAGGCUCCAUGACGUUGAUCCUGGCCAACCCGGGCGCCGGUAAGUCGACGUUUCUGAAGGCACUGGCCGGCAAGCUGCAAGACAACAAGCAGACGGAGAUCGGGGGAGAGAUUCUCUACUCCGGUCUAAAGGGUGCAGACAUCGACCUCAUCAAGCUGGUGGGUCUGGUUGACCAGACGGACAACCACAUCCCGACGUUAACUGUCCGCGAGACGUUCAAAUUCGCCGAUAUGUGCGUGAAUGGACGUCCAGAAGACCAGCCGGAGGAGAUGCGCGACAUCGCGGCGCUGCGUACGGAGCUGUUCCUGCAGAUACUGGGUCUGGAGAACUGCGCCGACACUGUGGUGGGUAAUGCACUGCUGCGUGGUGUGAGUGGUGGUGAGCGUAAGCGUGUGACGGUGGGCGAGGUGCUGGUCGGUGGCCAGAGUCUGUUUCUGUGUGACGAGAUCUCGACGGGUCUGGACAGUGCCGCGACGUUCGACAUCAUCAAGGCACUUCGCACGUGGUGCAAGACACUGGGUGGAUCGGUCAUCGUGGCGCUACUGCAGCCGACGCCUGAGGUGGUGGAGCAGUUCGACGACAUUUUGAUGGUCAAUGAAGGUCACAUGGUGUACCACGGACCGAGGACGGAGAUUUUGGACUACUUCGACGAGCGCGGCUUCAGCUGCCCACCGCGUGUGGAUCCGGCCGACUUCUUGAUCGAGGUGACGUCGGGUCGCGGUCAUCGAUACUCAAACGGCAAGGUGGAGAAGAAGGACCUGGCGGUGACGUCCGAGGACUUCAACAACCUGUUCUGCCAGUCGAUUAUCUACAAGAAGACGCACGAGGCGAUCAGUAAAGGCUUCAACGAGCACCAGUUUGAGAACCCGGAGGAUUUCCAGAAAGCCAAGAGCGUGGCCAACUUGGCGCGCUCGAAGCAGAAGUCGGAGUUUGGUCUGGCCUUCGUGCCCAGUACUCUACUCCUGCUGAACCGUCAGAAGUUGAUCUGGUUGCGAGACCCGCCGUUGUUGUGGGGUAAGCUGUUCGAGGCCCUGAUCGUGGGUCUCGUGCUUGGUAUGAUCUACUUCAACGUGAACUCGACGUACUAUCUGCGCAUGAUCUUCUUCAGUAUCGCGUUGUUCCAGCGUCAGGCGUGGCAGCAGAUCACCAUCUCGUUCCAACUGCGCGGCGUCUUCUACAAGCAGCGCCCACGCAACUUCUUCCGCACGAUGUCGUACGCUAUCGCAGAGACGGUAGUGCAGAUUCCAGUGAACCUGUCGGUGUCGUUCAUCUUGGGCACGUUCUUCUACUUCAUGAGUGGAUUGACACGGACGUUCGAGAAGUACAUCGUCUUCUUCCUGGUGCUCGUGUGCUUCCAACAUGCCAUCGGCGCGUACAUGACGAUGUUGAGCUCUCUGUCGCCGAGUAUCACAGUGGGUCAGGCGCUGGCGGGUAUCUCCGUGAGCUUCUUCUUGCUGUUCUCCGGUAACAUUAUCCUGGCCGACCUCAUCCCGAACUACUGGAUCUGGAUGUACUGGUUCAACCCGCUGGCGUGGGCGCUGCGCAGCAACAUGCUGUCCGAGUUCUCUAGCGACCGGUACACACCUGCCCAGAGUGCCAAGUUCCUAGACAGCUUCUCGAUCUCGGAAGGCACGGAGUACAUCUGGUUCGGCAUUGGCAUUCUUCUGGCCUACUACCUGUUCUUCACGACGUUAAACGGGUUGGCACUGCACUUCAUCCGCUACGAGAAGUACAAGGGUGUCAGCGUGAAGGCGAUGACGGAUAAUGCUUCCGAGGAAGACAACGUGUACGUAGAAGUGCGGACGCCAGGCGCUGGAGACGUCGUGCAGACGAAGGCCCGCGGCGCCGGUCUGCCGUUCACGCCAUCGAACCUGUGCAUUAAGGACUUGGAGUACUUCGUAACGCUGCCUUCGGGUGAGGAGAAGCAGCUCCUGCGCGGCAUCACGGCGCACUUCGAGCCUGGUCGCAUGGUCGCUCUUAUGGGUGCAACGGGUGCUGGCAAGACGACGCUGAUGGACGUGAUUGCCGGACGUAAGACUGGUGGCCGCAUUGUUGGUGACAUUAUCGUGAACGGUGAGCUGAAGAACCCGGCCAACUUCAGCCGUAUCACGGCGUACUGCGAGCAGAUGGACAUUCACUCGGAGGCGGCGACGAUCUACGAAGCGCUGGUAUUCUCUGCCAAUCUUCGACUGCCGCCGACGUUCACGGAGGAGGAGCGUAUGAACCUAGUUAACGAGACGCUUGAGUUGCUGGAGCUGUCGGCCAUCGCUGGCGAGAUGGUUGGCCGGUUGUCGGUGGAGCAGAAGAAGCGCGUGACGAUCGGUGUGGAGGUGGUGGCGAACCCCAGUAUCCUGUUCCUGGACGAGCCCACAAGUGGUCUGGACGCUCGCUCGGCUCUGAUUGUGAUGCGCGGUGUGCAGUCGAUCGCACGUACGGGCCGUACGGUGCUGUGCACAAUCCACCAGCCUAGCAUUUCCAUCUUUGAGCUGUUCGAUGGCCUGUUGCUUCUCCAGAAGGGCGGCUACACGGCGUACUUCGGUGACCUUGGUGUGGACUCAGUGAAGAUGCUCGAGUACUUCGAGUCGAUCCCCGGUACCCAGGAGAUCCGUCCGCAGUACAACCCGGCCACGUACAUGCUUGAGGUUAUCGGCGCUGGUAUCGGCCGUGACGUCAAAGACUACUCGGUGGAGUACAAGAACAGCGAGUUGUGUGCCAAGAACCGCGAGCGUACGUUGCAGUUGGCCGAAGUCUCGGAAGAUUUCGUGCGUCACUCGACACUCAACUACACGCCGAUCGCGACGGGCUUCUGGAACCAACUCGGCCACCUGACAAAGAAGCAGCAACUCACGUACUGGCGAAACCCGCAGUACAACUUCAUGCGCAUGUUCCUGUUCCCGUUGUUCGCUAUUAUCUUCGGCACGACGUUCUACCAGUUGUCGGCGGGUAGUGUCAAGAAGAUCAACUCGCACAUCGGUCUCAUCUACAACAGUAUGGACUUCAUCGGUGUCAUCAAUUUGAUGACGGUGCUGGAAGUGACGUGCGCUGAGCGUGCUGUGUUCUACCGCGAGCGCAUGUCGAACUACUACGGUCCGCUGCCCUACAGUCUGUCGCUGUGGUUCGCUGAAGUGCCCUACCUGAUCAUCGUGAUCGUGCUGUUCGUGACGAUCGAGUACUGGCUGGUUGGCUGGAGUGACAACGGAGGCGACUUCAUCUUCUUCAUGUUCGUCUUCUACCUCUACACGUCGGCGUGCACGUACGUGGGUCAGUGGAUGUCGGCUUUGAUGCCGAACGAGAAGGUGGCGAACGUGGCUGUCGGUGCGCUGUCGUGUUUGUUCAACCUGUUCUCGGGCUACUUGCUGCCGCGUCCGUCGAUGAAGGCUGGCUACAAAUGGUUCACGUACUUGAUGCCGUCGAGCUACUCGCUGUCGGCGCUUGUUGGUGUGCAGUUCGGCGACAACCAGGACAUCAUCACCGUGACUGCGGGCAACACGUCGACGGACAUGACGGUGUCUGCCUACAUCGAGGAAACGUAUGACUUCCGUCCCGAACGCAAGUACAACUUCAUGGCGGGACUGCUGGUGAUCUGGGCUGUGCUGCAGGUGGCAAUCUACCUCACGUUCAAGUACGUGAGCCACCUCAAGAGAUAAACAGGCGAUGGUCGGAUGGGUGCGGAUACAUGUAGCUUGGAUUUGCUAGUGUGUUUGGUGUAUCAUUCCGAUGGCCCGAGAGUAGUUACAGUUGCAUUAGCUCUUACACCACUGCGUUGAAUAGUGAGCGUUUGUUUGUUCUCGAACCUUCUUGGUAAAUAUAUUUUCUUUGGCACUGGUA
Messenger RNA from Phytophthora nicotianae INRA-310, 4108 nucleotides. RefSeq lists its product as hypothetical. The transcript has 3 exons. The record is from RefSeq and is a predicted model, not a curated record. Gene Ontology annotation, cellular component: membrane. NCBI's taxonomy places the organism in Eukaryota, Oomycota, Peronosporomycetes, Peronosporales, Peronosporaceae. Gene Ontology annotation, molecular function: ABC-type transporter activity; ATP binding; ATP hydrolysis activity. Bases 1 to 3927 code for a protein of 1308 amino acids.